ACCAAAUCUACUUUCAUAGUUAUUAUUUAAUUUGUGUACUUUGAGUCAAAGAGAUACAAAACAGCAAAAUUCUGUCACGUACUUAGGGGCUGCAGUGCGCGUCAGAUUUGAAGAGGCUAAACCGCAGCUUUAACUAGAGUGCACUUCGUAAACAAAUCCACUAGAGUGCAGUACUGUAAAACAAAGACAGAUUUUGCCCAAUUAGGCAUUAAUUUAAGAUAACAUUAAAAAUCUACAAUAUUAGUUGAUUAUAGUCUACAGUACAGUCAAUUCUAAUACAAUUUGCCAGCAAAGUGUAACUUAUGUAUUGUGUAUGAAAACCACACAGGUCUGCAUAGGAUAAUACGUUAUUGAGCAUUUCCAUGUACCUUUGUCUCAAAAAUCAAGCUGAAAAAAUUAUUUAAAAAAAUAAAAUCAGCAAUAUUAACAGCAUACCAAUAUAAAAUGCAAAUGGUUAUGCCUGUUCACCAAACUAGGUCUUUAUUCAUGUCCUAGUGUAUAUAUCCAGGUUCAACAGUGGUACAGAAUAUGGAAUGAAAUCAUUCUUAAACAUUUCUCCUGCAGUGUGUUAAACAUAUUCAUUCCCAUGUAAUUACAUCGUAAUGCUGAGUGAUUUUAAAGCGGUAGCACAGAAUGUUGAGGUCACAUAACCAUAUAACUGGAACUUUACACCACUGUUACCCACUCUUCUUAAAACACAACUGGUUACAUAAUCAAACAUAACAAGAAAAUGCACAUUUCGCAAUAAAUGGAUACUUUUUUUUCCCUGCAUAUACAAAUAUCUUUCACUUAGUCUAAGUUUUUGUACACCUUUUUCAAGCCAGCUGUCCCCUAGCACAAAGGACCCUGUUUACAGACCCAGCAGAAGCAACCUUAUUUCAGCCAACACUAAAAUAUGCUGAAUGUUUAUUGUGCAGCUCAGUGAUUGCAAUCCUGCAGCACUAAAAAGUCCCCCAGGAGCAGGGUGAUUAGACGAUCUGCAGAGAGAGAUAUGUGUAAGGCUAUAAUUUCCGUCUAACUACUUAAAUCAAGCUCCCAGCUUAAUUAUAGCUAGUAAAGUAGAAAAAUAUGCUGAAGAUCUGAAUAAAGGCAGGUUCUCGAUAAACUAGGUUCUUAUCAAUCUAGUAAUUCUUUUCAGCGCUAGACAGGCCUUUAAAAAAACUAAGCAUUUAAACAGUGGUUCACAGUUUUGGAGAUCCGUGAAGAGGUGCAUGUCAUCCUGUGAUGUGCUCUACUCAGCUGCACCACGGUGUUUGGCCCAGUAACGGCAUCCACACUGUAUAUCCGGUUUCCUUGGAAUUAGCAGGAAUGAGCAGGAAUAAGCAGGAAUAACGGUGUUCCUGUUCUCCAUGUCAAACUCUCGAAAGGUACUCCAGGACUACGCGAGGGCAAAACAGAAGGGUUACCUUGGACAUAAUGCUCACAGAAGAUGGAGGCUCCUGAGUAUUUGGACUUAGAUGAGAUUGAUUUCACUGACGACUUAGCUUACACAUCAAAGAGCAUUCCAGAACUUUGCCGGAGAAAUGAUGGACAGGCUGAAGAGAGACAAGCUCCAGGAAUCAACUGGGGUCGAAGUGCCUCACUGCACAGUGGAAGUGGAAUCAAACCCACAGGAAUUGCUGAUGUGUACAGUAAAUUCAGACCUGUUAAAAGGGUCUCACCACUUAAACAUCAGCCAGAAGUUUUGGACACUGAGACUGACAAUAAGAGUCCUGGGCAAAGUGUAGAGGGAAACAAGGAAGAACCAUCCUCUAAAGGGCUCCAAACAAGUAUGACUCCAGGUGACAUUCAGGGGCUCAAGUGCAAAAGUAUUGCUAAUGGAGCACUUUUGGGGGAACUGGAACACUAUGACUUGGACAUGGAUGAGAUACUGGAUGUGCCUUACAUUAAAUCCAACCAGCAAAUGGCAACCCUCCCGAGAGUCACCUCUGAGAAGCGUCCUUCAGGGAGCAGUGCUGGUGAUCGGUGUCUUGGUGUACAUGCGUCAUCCCAUACGCAUGCUGAGUCUGUAGGUGGCGGGACGCAGUUUUGCGUGCUCUCGCCCAUCAACUGGCCGGACAUGAGAAAGUCAAAGUCAAUGGAUCCAGACUAUCUCAGGACGGUUGGCUAUGACCACUCUCCAAGCUCACUGCACUGCUCCAUAUCCGAGGCAGAUAAACUGUUAUCAAGCAGAUCUUUUCCAGAUACACCAACCCACAAGGCUGGGACAGAUAAUCUGGGUAGCCAACCUUUGUUCCCUAUACAAGGAGGUGCAGUGGGAAGACUUGACAGUGCAAAGUCUUGGAGCAGUUCAAGAGCAUUUGGGGAAUGCGAUGAGGAAACAAAGAAGUCUCCAAAUAUUAUCAACAUUGUCCGGGAGGGGCAGAUCUCGCUGUUGCCUCACUUUGCAACCGAGAGCCUGGAGCUUAUUCGAGAUGAGGACGGGAACAAUCUUCUUCAUAUAUCUGCUGCCCAGGGGCACGCUGAAUGCCUGCAACACCUCACUUCCCUGAUGGGGGAGGACUGUCUCAACGAGCGUAACAAGCAACAACUCACUCCUGCUGGUCUGGGGGUUAGGAAUGGACAAUUGGAGUGUGUGCGUUGGAUGGUGAGUGAGACAGAGGCCAUCGCAGAGCUUAGCUGCACACGUGACCACCCCAGUCUUAUCCAUUAUGCAGCACGAUAUGGCCAGGAAAGGAUUUUGUUGUGGCUGCUGCAAUUUAUGCAAGAACAAGCCAUCUCACUGGAUGAAGUGGAUCAGAAUGGAAACAGUGCAGUACAUGUUGCUGCCCAGUAUGGCCAUCUAGGCUGCCUUCAGACACUGGUAGAGUAUGGCUCGAAUGUCACAGUGCAAAACCAGCAGGGGGAGAGACCCUCUCAGUGUGCCGAGCGUCAGGGUCACACGACCUGCUCACGUUACCUGGUUGUGGUGGAGACCUGUAUGUCCCUGGCAUCACAGGUGGUGAAGCUUACCAAACAGCUCCAUGAACAAUCUACAGCAAGAUUAGCACUCCAGAAUCAAGUUCAGAUGCUGUUACAGUGCCAAGACCCUAAUGGAAGACCACGGUCACCUAGUUCACUUAUUGCCUCAGUUGAGGCUUGGCCAGAAAUGACCCUGACUGCAGAGGUUGCCCCGGGUGAUGGGCAGUGGGUUCUGAGGCAAAGGAAUGUGGACUCAGACGCAGUCUUGCGCAGGCUUCUGGGAAAAGACAUCGCAGAGAGAGUGAGCUCCAAGGAGAAGCUCACUAUGGAAUUCCAAGAGGGUGCAGUAGAUAAUGCCAGCGGGAUAGACGUGGGGAUGGGGCCUGGUGCAGGGCCACCGAGGAGACUGGGUGUGGUGGAGAAGCGGGAACUGAAACUGGCCCGUCUCAAACAGAUCAUGCAGCGUUCCCUCAGCGAGUCAGACACGGAUGCCUACCCUCCGGAUGAGCACAAGCAGGCCUCGGGUGUCUCCAGGCCCGAGAGACCAACCCAGCUUCCCAUAGCGGAGAAUGAGGAGUCAGUGUCUGGGCUGCACCUACUUAUGAAGAAGCAUGCCUCAGCUGCAGAGCGCAAGUUCUCAUUUGCACUCCGGACAUCCAAAUCUAUGGAUGGGUACAAUCCUUCUCCGACGUCUGACAACAGUGACCUUGAUCAUGAAACUAAGACUGAAUUGGUGGGGGAGUUUGCUGAAUUUAACAGUGGGCAAAAAGUCACAAGUCCAAAGAGUGCUCUUAAAUCGCCCUCCUCUCGUAGGAAAACUUCACAGAGCCUUAAACUCAGGGUGACGUUUGAUGAAGCACCGGUUGUCCACAAGGAUGGUCAAGCAGGAGAGGUAAAAGGAGCUUCUAGCAAAGAAAAGACUUCAGAAUCAGGGAAGCGACCCUUUGGAACAUUCCGCUCCAUCAUGGAGACGCUGAGCGGGAAUCAGAACAGCAACAACAACAAUGGUCAGUCCACAUCUCCAGGCAAACAUUCUGCUUCUAGUUCAGCACAGGGUCUGGCUGGGAAAAAAAAUGAUGCUAAAGCCAGUCCAGGUGGUCUGUCCAAAUGCAAAAACAAGACAAGCGCUGUUUAAGUGCCUUGCUCUGAGGGUGCUGAGAGUACAGCAGUGCCCUCAUUUUUACUUAAAGUGGUUAGCAAAAAAACAGACUGUCCAAGCAUUUAACUGUAUGUUCUUGACAAUGAUUGACAAAUAUCUGAACAUACAUUUGGAAAUCAGGCACUUUGCAAACUCAAAGCAUUUUAGCAUCCUAGUUUUUGGAGCCACUGUAUAUAGGACAACUAAUUUUCACACAGUCAGAAUUUCAGUGUUACAUAGUAUAAGUGGAACUGUUAAAAUACUUAAGUAACAACACUGUGAUUUUAUACAAUCAUGAUUUCAUUAUAUAGUUAGGUGUGACUCAGAAGCAAGAUCAACCUUUGCUUACAAAUGUGUUUUAGAAACCUGAAUGCAAUAGAAACCAUAAAUAAACCAUACUAGUUUAGUGACUUUUCUGUAGGUCUGUGUUAAGGAAUGGCAUGUUUAUAACCACCACAGUACUGCAUCACUUUGCUGAACUCUUUCUACGAGGAAAAGCAUGUUUUACCAUUUCUCCUGAAAACAGUCAUCUACCAUAGAAGUAUAGAUGGGCAGUACUGGGUACCUGUUUUCCUAAUUCUGCCCCAUUAAAUCAUAUUUUCCACUUUUUAUGAUUAAACGUAUCUGUAAUGUGUAGGUUUUUUUUUUCCAUUUUAAAAUUCAUUUGAGUAAUAAUUUAAUUAUGUAUGGAGGAAAAAAUGACAACCAUUGUAACAUCUAAAGAUAAAAAUAAAUGCAUUUACUUGUUGAUA
Molecule: messenger RNA, 4791 nt
Organism: Electrophorus electricus (electric eel)
Lineage: Eukaryota; Metazoa; Chordata; Actinopteri; Gymnotiformes; Gymnotidae
Gene: sncaip
Product: synuclein, alpha interacting protein
Molecular function (GO): ubiquitin protein ligase binding
Source: RefSeq, a predicted model, not a curated record